Molecule: messenger RNA, 511 nt
Organism: Sinocyclocheilus anshuiensis
Lineage: Eukaryota; Metazoa; Chordata; Actinopteri; Cypriniformes; Cyprinidae
Product: coiled-coil-helix-coiled-coil-helix domain-containing protein 5-like
Exons: 4
Coding region: 93-413 (106 amino acids)
Biological process (GO): cellular respiration
Cellular component (GO): mitochondrial intermembrane space
Source: RefSeq, a predicted model, not a curated record
UUCCUCCGGCGAGAGUGCGGACGUUCUCUUUGCACGUGUGCGUGAUGAUAGUAACCUUCACGAGAACCGAGUGAAAAUCCAGGGUGUUCAACAUGGAGGCGGCAAUGGCCAUCACAACCAAAUACUGCCAGAAGGAGCUGGAGGAAUAUGGUGCAUGUGUUGUCACAUAUCCAGCAUCCUGGCAAGAGAAGUGUCUAGACCUGAAGCUGAGGGUGGCACAGUGCACUUCAUCACAUCCAGUGAUAAGGAAGAUCCGAACAGAUUGUGCUGGUGAGUUUUCAGUGUUUGAGCUCUGUCUGCAGGAGAACCAGAGCUCUGCUGAAGCGUGUCAACCUCACCUCACACGUUUCCUUGCCUGUGUUGAGACCGUCAACCUUUCAGGAAUAGCAAAUGCUGCGCCGCAGCCCACAUAGAUGGGUUUUGUCACUGUUCUGGCUAAUGAGGACAAUAACACAGGUGUUUUAUACUCGGUACUGGGAAGAAAUAGGCUGGGAAAAGGUUUAUUAUCUUC